Molecule: messenger RNA, 1777 nt
Organism: Astyanax mexicanus (Mexican tetra)
Lineage: Eukaryota; Metazoa; Chordata; Actinopteri; Characiformes; Acestrorhamphidae
Gene: tmem19
Product: transmembrane protein 19
Exons: 7
Coding region: 204-1214 (336 amino acids)
Cellular component (GO): membrane
Source: RefSeq, a predicted model, not a curated record
CAGACUCACUCCUGCCCACAGCGCUGACAGAGUCCGAGGAACACAGGCGGCUCCCAACGCGGUGCUGCAGCUCCGUCUUCUAUAAACGCGGCUUUUCUUAUUUAUUGGACAGUGUUUGAGUGUGAGUGUCCGAGUGUCAGUAUGGGUCCAGGGCCGCAGAGUCGCUGUGAAAAUGUUCACAGGUUCACCUCACACGAAGAAUAAUGCAUUUUGAAGAUGAGCUGUUAGUGAAGGAAUACGUCAAUAUGAUGACUGAUAUGAUAGUGUUGUGUUUUACUUUGGCUAUUUCACUGUCCUUCUGGGUCAUAUCUAUAACUGCUAGCACAUACUAUGGUACAUUGCAGCCUGUAUCUCCAUGGAGGUGGCUCUUCUCUGUUCUGGUACCCCUAAUUCUCACUUCUCGUGCUUUAAGGAAAAAGAGUCUUGAUCAUGGUGGUGCACUGGGAGCACUGCUGGUUGGCUUUAUUCUCACCAUUGCCAACAUGAGCUUCUUUUCAGCUCUGCUUGCAUUUUUCAUUACCUCCAGCAAAUUGACAAGAUGGAAGGGUGAUGUCAAGAAGCGCUUUGACUCAGAAUAUAAAGAAGGUGGCCAGAGAAACUGGGUUCAGGUUUUCUGUAAUGGGGGUGUGCCCACAGAACUAGCUUUGCUCUAUAUGAUCGAAGUUGGUCCAGGGGAGAUGCCUGUGGAUUUUGAAAAGCAGUAUUCUGCUUCCUGGAUGUGUCUGUCACUCCUAGGAGCUUUGGCUUGUAGCACAGGGGAUACAUGGGCUUCAGAAGUAGGUCCAGUUCUUAGUAAGUGCAAACCUAGGCUCAUUACCACCUGGAAGAAGGUCCCACCAGGUACCAAUGGAGGAGUCACCACAAUAGGUCUUAUAGCCAGCUUUCUUGGUGGAGCCACAGUGGGCACAGCUUACUUCAUUACUCAGCUGCUGCUGGUUAAUGAACUGCAUUUAGCUGUUCCUCAGUGGCCCAUCAUUGUUUACGGAGCUAUGUCUGGCCUACUUGGCUCAAUGCUUGACUCUUUCCUAGGAGCAAACAUGCAGUAUUCAGGGUAUGAUGAAAGCACUGGAAAAGUUGUAAAUUAUGAGUCGCCAACAGUCAAGAGAAUAUGUGGAAAACCCAUUCUGGAUAACAACGGUGUAAACCUUUUCUCCUCUAUCCUCAUAGCCUUGUUCCUGCCAGGAUUUGCAUGGGGAUUCUGGCCAAGGCACUGAAUUUUGAUAUUUUAAGUUUAGAUGGAUGUGUGGAUCUGGCAUGGAAGACAUUUUAAUUGUAAAUGUUAGUUGAAAUCUUCAAGUGUUUAUCUUUUAAUAUGUUUUAUCACAAUUGUUUUACAUUUUUAUGCACAAGUAACAAAUAUUUCAGUUAGACACGGAAAUAUACAUCUUUACAGUUUAUUUUAUAGUUGCCACUGUGCAGAUUUAUGUGCAAAUGCUGAUAUCAUGCCUGUAAUGAUAUGUUAAAAGCAAAGUAUGCUAAAUUAAGAGCUUACUAAAUUUUACUAUUCACAACACUUGUUGUUUAUUUACUUGUAGACAUAAUUUGUGGAAAGAAAAUCUUCUGUAAUGAUUGCAAAAAACUGUUCUAAAUAUCUUGUUUUCUUAAUAAAUGGUUCUUAAUACAGCAAAAUACUUUAUAUGUAGUGGGCAUUUAAAAAAAAUGCCCCCCUUUGCUGCAACUACACAUUUCUGGUAACUGUUGGUGGGUUUCCUCACAUUUACUGCUCCCUUCAGGUCUUUCCACAACAUAUUAAUAUAAUAAAGGUCAGAAAAAAGGA